This is a messenger RNA of Rhodofomes roseus, 933 nucleotides long. Its product is annotated as WD40 repeat-like protein. Gene Ontology annotation, biological process: regulation of actin cytoskeleton organization; TOR signaling. The transcript has 11 exons. Lineage: Eukaryota; Fungi; Basidiomycota; Agaricomycetes; Polyporales; Fomitopsidaceae. Gene Ontology annotation, molecular function: protein binding. Gene Ontology annotation, cellular component: TORC2 complex; TORC1 complex. The record is from RefSeq and is a predicted model, not a curated record. The coding region runs from base 1 to 933 and encodes 310 amino acids.
AUGUCCGUCAUCCUAGCGACGGGCUCGUACGAUCACGAUAUACGAUUCUGGGAGGCUUGGAGUGGCAUAUGCUCCAGAACGAUCGCGAGGAAAGACGAAUCAGGACAAGUGAAUCGUUUAGCAAUAUCUCCGGACAAGCGCCUGCUGGCUGCAGUGAUCCACAAGAAGAUCAACAUCUACGAAGUCGCAAGCACGUCUUCAACCCCCCUUAUCACCUUUGAAGGACACACUUUAAACAUCACUUCGGUAUCUUUCCAUAGCGAAGGCAAGUGGUUGGUGACUGGAAGUGAAGAUGGAACGAUCAAGAUCUGGGAUCUUCGGAGUGCGCAUCUCCACAGGAACUAUGACAACGAGGCUCCCGUCAACGACGUAGUGGUUCAUCCAAACCAGGGGGAACUCAUUUCGUGUGACCAGGCCGGACGAAUUAAACAAUGGGACCUCUCAGAGAACAUCUGUACUCACGAACUGACCCCAGCUGGCGAUACCCCAAUGCGCUCUAUCAGCCUUGCGUCGGAUGGAUCCUGCCUCGUUGCGGGAAAUUACAAGGGCAAAUGCUACGUUUGGAAGAUUAAUGAGGAACGUUCAGAUUUGCCUCGGUUCCAAGCCGUCACGAAGUUCCAGGCGCAUAGCAAAUACUUGACAAGAUGUCUUCUGAGUCCAGACGUGAAGUAUUUGGCUACAUGCUCCGCGGAUACGACAGUCAAGAUAUGGUCUUUAACACCGUCAUACGAGUUCCGAUUGGAGAAGGUUUUGCAGGGGCACCAACGAUGGGUCUGGGAUUGUGCCUUCAGCGCGGACUCAGCGUAUCUAGUUACAGCAUCAUCAGAUCACACGGCGCGCCUGUGGGAAAUGGCCUCAGGCGAGACCGUCCGUCAGUAUAAUGGGCACCACAAAGCCGCAGUGUGUUGCGCCUUACACGAUGGCGCUGGCUAG